AUGGCACCACCUCAGAUCGAGAACAACAAAUCCCCGGGAGACCCGGUGCCAACCCUCGCAGAAGGUCAACCUCUUCGAAACCCUGCAGCGACCCUCCAGAUCAGGUCUCGCUUUGGUGGUGGAGGACUUGGGUUGUUGGAAGACACUGCGCUCAUCGAGACCUUGGCCCACUUCCCUAGAGAGCGAAUUCCGGAGCGUGUUGUUCAUGCCAAAGCCGCCGGAGCCUAUGGCGAAUUUGAAGUCACCCACGAUAUUUCAGACCUCACCGAUGCAGACUUUCUCACGGGAGUCGGAAAGAAGACGCCGUGCCUUGCGCGCAUAUCCACCGUCGCUGGGGAGAAGGGUGCCGCCGACACCGUCCGCGAUAUUCGAGGAUGGGCCCUGAAGCUGUUCACUCAAGAGGGCAACCAAGACUUUGUCUUCAACGACUUGCCGGUCUUCUUCAUCCGUGAUCCGAUCAAGUUUCCGUCUCUCAACAGAUCUCACAAGCGUGACCCUCAAACCAACAUCCCAAACCCCAACCGUUUCUGGGACUUUCACAACCACAACCAGGAAGGCAUCCACUGCUUGAUGCAGCUGUUCGGUGCACGUGGUGUUCCAGAGUCUGUCCGCAACAUCAACGGAUAUGGCAACCACACUUACAAGAUUGGAAAGGCAGACGGAUCGUUCAAAUACAUCAAGUUCCACUUCAAGCCCGACGCAGGUGUCAAGAACAUGCCAGCUGCCAGAGCUGCAAAGCUCGCAGGUAGCGACCCAGACUACCACACCCGUGACCUGUUUGAGGCUAUUGAAAGAGGCGAGUUCCCAGCGUGGACACUCAACUUUCAAAUCAUGGACCCAAAGGAGGCAGAGACUUACCGCUGGAAUAUCUUUGACAUGACCAAGAUCUGGCCUCACUCCGACUACCCUCUCAGACCUGUCGGCAAGUUGACAUUGAACCAGAACCCUCUCAACUACUUCCAAGACAUUGAGCAGGCCGCCUUUUCUCCUUCGAACAUGGUCCCUGGAUUUGCCCCGUCUGCUGAUAUCAUGCUCCAAGCCCGCAUGUUCUCCUACCCGGAUGCAGCCCGCUACCGGCUCGGACCAAACUACCAACAGCUUCCACCAAACACACCUCUGAGCCGCGUCUACGCUCCAUACCAGCGCGACGGCCCCGGAUCCGUCAACGGAAACUACGGCUCCGACCCCGAUUACGUCCGCUCGCAGUUCAAACCGCUAGGAAAGGCCAGAUAUCAACGCGACAUCGCUCACGACGAAUGGGUCGGCAAAGCGGUCGAGUACUCGUCCGAGGUCGAAGAAGCCGACUUUGAGCAAGCACGCAUGCUGUGGGAACUGAUGGGCAAGAAGAAGGAACAGGGCAUCUUGAUCGACAACUUGGUGGGCCACAUGGGCAAGUGCCAGGCUGAUAUCAAGAAAGACGCCAUUAGAUGUUUUGCGCGCGUCGACAAGAGCUUGGGUGACGAGUUGGCGAAGAGGAUGGAGGUCACGAUAUAG
Anthostomella pinea is the source of this 1494-nucleotide messenger RNA. Lineage: Eukaryota; Fungi; Ascomycota; Sordariomycetes; Xylariales; Xylariaceae. The record is from the annotation of a GenBank genome assembly.